Messenger RNA from Oryctolagus cuniculus (rabbit), 6792 nucleotides. RefSeq names its product zinc finger and BTB domain containing 24 (gene ZBTB24). Gene Ontology annotation, biological process: regulation of transcription by RNA polymerase II. NCBI's taxonomy places the organism in Eukaryota, Metazoa, Chordata, Mammalia, Lagomorpha, Leporidae. The record is from RefSeq and is a predicted model, not a curated record. Gene Ontology annotation, cellular component: nucleus. Gene Ontology annotation, molecular function: RNA polymerase II cis-regulatory region sequence-specific DNA binding; protein binding; DNA-binding transcription factor activity, RNA polymerase II-specific.
CUGGCUGUGGUCCCGGCGCCGCGCUUCCGGGUUGGCUGCGGCUGCGGCGGCACCGGCUCGGGGGCCGGAGCUGAGGCCGGAGCAGCGCGGGAGCCCCCGCGGCGGGCUGGGCCGGCGGAGGGGCAAGGGGAGCCCAGCGCAGGGGCGCCCGCCCGGUGGACGAUCUGCGACCCGGGCCCCGCCGGGCGGCCGGGAGAGAUCGAAACCUUCGUGGCCUCCAAAGAACAUGGCCGCCGCAGCCCCAGCGCCUCCCCGGCAGCUGGUGGUCCACUCGGACACGCACAGCGACACUGUCCUGGCCAGUUUCGAGGAUCAGAGGAAGAAGGGCUUCCUCUGUGACAUCACCUUGAUCGUGGAGAACGUGCACUUCCGAGCCCACAAGGCCUUGCUGGCCGCCAGCAGCGAGUAUUUCUCCAUGAUGUUUGCAGAAGAAGGGGAGAUCGGCCAGUCCAUUUACAUGCUGGAAGGCAUGGUGGCGGACACCUUCGGCAUCCUGCUGGAGUUCAUCUACACCGGCUGUCUGCACGCCAGCGAGAAGAGCACGGAACAGAUCCUGGCGACUGCGCAGUUCUUAAAAGUCUCCGACCUGGUCAAGGCUUACACGGACUUCCAGAACGACCCCAGGUCCCCGAAGCCCACGCCUCUGGCCACUGCCGGUGCCCCAGUGGUGGUUAUUUCUAACAAGAAGAAUGAGCCUCCAAAACGGAAGCGGGGAAGACCAAGAAAAGUCAACAGCGUGCCCGAGGGGACGGCAGCCUCGGCUGCAGACGAGGAGAUACAGCUGAGACUGCACAGCCCGGCUCAGGAUGGACAAAACUCUGUGGUCACAGAGGGAGCCCCCGGUGGUGUCCUGGGCGAGCAGGCUCCAGCGAAAGGAAAGGAAGGGUCGGCACCUGCCUGUGAGCCGGGCAGCGUGGAGGAAACACCAGCCAGGAAGGAUGAGAACUGUGAUCCCAAGAGCCAGGAGGGGCAGGACAGCCAGAGUCGCUACAGCAAGCGCAGGAUUCGCAGAUCCGUGAAGCUGAAAGAUUACAAACUCGUGGGGGGGGACGAUGAGGACCAGGGCGCUGCCAAGAGGAUCUGCGGGAGGAAAAAGCGCGCCCGCGGCCCCGAGGCCCGAUGCAAAGACUGCGGCAAAGUCUUCAAGUACAAUCACUUCUUAGCGAUCCACCAGCGGAGUCACACGGGUGAGCGACCUUUCAAGUGUAACGAGUGUGGAAAAGGCUUUGCGCAGAAGCACUCGCUGCAGGUGCACACGAGGAUGCACACGGGCGAGCGGCCGUACACCUGCACCGUGUGCAGCAAGGCUCUGACCACCAAGCACUCGCUGCUGGAGCACAUGAGCCUGCACUCAGGACAGAAGUCUUUCACCUGUGAUCAGUGUGGAAAAUACUUCAGCCAGAAGCGACAGCUAAAGAGCCAUUACCGAGUUCACACAGGCCACUCAUUGCCGGAAUGCAACCACUGCCACCGCAAAUUCAUGGAUGUGUCUCAGCUAAAGAAACACCUGCGAACCCACACAGGUGAGAAGCCAUUUACUUGUGAGAUCUGUGGCAAAUCUUUCACAGCCAAGAGUUCUCUGCAGACGCACAUCCGAAUCCACCGAGGAGAGAAGCCCUACUCCUGCGGCAUCUGUGGCAAAUCCUUCUCUGACUCCAGCGCCAAGAGGCGACACUGCAUUCUCCACACCGGCAAGAAGCCCUUCUCCUGCCCUGAGUGUAACUUGCAGUUUGCGCGCUUGGACAACCUGAAGGCCCACUUGAAAAUCCACAGCAAAGAGAAACAGGCGUCCGAUGCCGGCAGCGCUCCCAGCAGCGGCAACGCAGAAGAGGUCCGGAAUAUCCUUCAGCUCCAGCCGUAUCAACUCUCUACCUCGGGGGAGCAGGAGAUCCAGCUGCUCGUAACCGAUUCCGUGCACAACAUCAAUUUCAUGCCAGGGCCCAACCAAGGAAUCAGCAUCGUCACUGCAGAGACUUCCCAGAACAUGACCGCAGACCAGGCCGCCAACCUGACCCUGCUCACACAGCAGCCGGAGCAGCUGCAGAAUCUGAUUCUUUCAGCCCAGCCGGAGCAGACAGGACACAUCCAGGGCCUCAACAUGAUUGAAAGCCAGAUGGCGCCCUCGCAGACGGAGCCGGUGCACGUCAUCACACUGUCCAAGGAAACCCUGGAACACCUUCACGCCCAUCAGGAGCAAACAGAGGAGCUGCGUUUAGCAGCAAGUGCUUCCGAUGCGGCUCAGCACCUGCAGCUGACACAGGAGCCAGAUCCACCGCCUCCCACGCACCACGUGCCCCCACCCACGCCGCUGGGCCAGGAGCAGAGCUGACCCGGGAGCACUCAGGCUGCUUCCCGCAAGCUGGCUCUGAGCAGACUGUAAGAACUGGCAGGCAGGUUCUCUGAAGGGCUGACUUACAGAUCCUCACAGAGACGGGACAGCAGCAAGGCUUGGGGGUGAGAGAGAGAGAGAGAGAGAGAGAGGUCCUGUCUGUAGGACAGCAUUUCAUUGCUGAUGAAGGCAUCUCAUUUUCAGCUACUGCGUCUCUUAAAGACCAGGUCCCGUCGCUUCUUGGCCUUUUGGCUGAGAUCAAGUGUAAAGACCGGGUCCUUCUCUGGGGGCUCUCUAUAAAAUGUUCACAGCCAUAGGCCAUGGUCUUGCUGAUCUUUCCAGUUACGGUUUCAGUGUUUUAGAACCAAGAAAGUCAUUCACAGGUUGACUUGAGUUGAGUGGCUGGUUCGCCUUCCCUGUUCUCUUAGGCAACACGAUUGCUACUCCAGGUCAGGACUGACUGUGACGGCUCACGAGCUUUGGAGAAUUUGCCUUCUUAAUAAUGUCCAGUCCCCUGAGACAUAUUAGCUAUCUCUUGAUGUCUGAUCUUUGUGUGUGCAGUACAGGGGGCCCAUUAGACGGAUUACAACCCAGAGGCUUAUUUAUAGCUCAAAAAUUCAUAUAUCAAAGCCAAAAAUAUAAGAUUUUUUUAACUGUAAAUUCAACUUUUCUGAAAAAGCAUGGGUCUAUUUAUUUCUUAAAAAGCAAACUAUUAACUUUUAAUUAAAAGGUCUAAUUAAAGUAUGAAAUUGAAUCAUGGCGUUCACCCCAAGUAAAUUCUGAAUUUCUGGCAGAAAUAAUCCUUGAUUUUCAUGAGAAAGACAAAUGCCUUAAUUAUCCUGAAAUGAAUAUUUUAUCCAGUGUAAUUUAAGUGAUAAACAUACCCUACAGAAGUCAAAUUGACCUCCAAAAAUGUUGAUCCGUGUGUGGUGCCUGGUAACUUUCUGGAGAUGGAAAUUUAUUACUUAUUUGCAUUGCAGGUUAGGUUAAAUCCCACAAAAUGGGCACGUCAGUUUUUAAAUUAUCUUGGGGUGGGCAUUGUGAUCCCAAGCCACAGCCUGCUGCUUGGGACGUGUGUUUCCCAAAUGAGAAUGCCUGGAUUUGAGUCUCAGCUCCAUUUCCAGUUCCAGCUUCCUGCCAGUGCUUCCCCUAGGAGGGAGCAGAACAUGGCUCAGGCACUUGGGACCCUGCCACCCACAAGUGAGAUGGCCUGAGUCCCCAACCCCUGGCUUUGGCCUGACCCAACCCUGGCCCUUUGCCUUUCAAAUAAAGAAAACCAAAAAACAUGUAUUCAUGAGGUUUAUAUUAGAAAGGCACAGAGACACAGUUCCAACCCGCUGGUUCACUCCCAAAAUGCCCACAACAGCCAGGACUGGACCAGGCUGAAGCCAGGGACCAGGAACUCAACCCAGGUCUCCCACAGGGGUGGCAGGGACCCGAGGACCUGAGCUGCUGCCUCCCAGGGUGCACUUUAGUUAGCGGAAAACUGGAAUUGGAAGUGGAGCCGGUACUCAAACCAGACACUCUUGAUAAUAGGAGGCAAACAUUCCCUUAACCGCUGUGCCAGACACCUGCCUGCCCUGAGCCGCCCUGCUGGGCCAAAGCUGAGAGCUAGGAACUCAGUCUGGGUUUCCCAGUGGGCACUUGAGCCAUUACCACUGCCUGCCCAGCGGGACCUGUAGGAACAGGAAGCUGGAGUCAGGAGCAGAACCAGAUACUCUGAUAUGAAUGCUGGGUUCCUAACUGCUAGGCUAAAUGCCCGCCCCAAUGAGAUACUUUGUAUCCUCUUUUACAUCUGAGGUCUUCAAAAUCUGGGGUGUAUUUUAUGCUUCCUGCCCCUUCUCAAUUGAACAUUAAUGUUCAUUGACUAGUACCUGACUUAUAUUUAGAUGUCAUACAAUUUACAGUGGCAAAUCCAGGUAUCAGGUAGCUGCAGACAUACUUAAUUUUUUUUUUCAAGGACUGAAACAAGUUAUCAGCUUUUAAUUUUUAUCAGAAUUCAAAUCCGGUUGCCCAAUUGCACAACCCAUGUUGGAAGUGUUCAGGAGCCACAUAGUGGCUGCUGGCUCCUGCACUGGGCAGCUUGAGAUCCAGUCCCAGCCGUAAGUGGGUUAUUUGACCAGCUGUCAAAGGGGAAAAGAAAUUGAUAGCUUUGUCAAUCUAGCCUCUGUGUCCCAAAUACACAUUCUGCCCCUUUGAAUGAAGUUCCUCUUUUAAAAGCUCAGUGGAGCCUGUAGGUAAAGGAAAUGUGCCACGUGCAUGAACAGGCUUCUCGUCUCACAGCCAGUGGAGCAUUUCACAAUUCACAUUGUGCUAAACGCGUACCAUUUUGGAAGUCAGCUUAAGUACAGAGACACCAGAGGGGCAAUAGUGUAGGUUAAGCUUUCGGCUUCUGAGACACAGCUUGUUUUGAAGAUGACUCCAGUUUGCCCCGGCUAGCCUUGGUAUGACUGGAACUGGGAGCUUCCAAGUAAGUUCUUCCCACGCCUGCCCGGGGUUUCUGCCUCCACUUUGUUUCCUACAGCUCGUUCUUGUGUUGUAGCUACUGUGCAUGGUGCCGAGGACCAGGGGAUUCUCAUUAGUGCCUAACAGUUACGCAUGGAGUCUUCUCCAAGGGGGGCUGAGGAGCAGGUGUGUGUCCUACCUAGGUUGUGCUCACACCUUUUCCCUGCCGUGGCACCCCACAAGCCAGGGUGGUUAGACGGCUGCAGACCUGUGGCCGGGACUUAGGGAGCAGUUUGCUAUGGCUGCUGUAACAGCACAGACUGGGUAGCCUAAGCUACAAAAUCUAUUUUUUUAAAAUAUUUAUUUAUUUACUUGAAAGAGUUACACAGAGAGAAGGAGAGGCAGAGAGAGAGAGAGAGGUCUUCUAUCCGCUGGUUCACUCCCCAGUUGACCACAAUGGCCAGAGCUGAACCAAUCCGAAGCCAAGAGCCAGGAGCUUCCUCCUGGUCUCCCAAGCAGGUGCAGGGGCCCAAGGACUUGGGCUAUCCUCUACCACUCUCCCAGGCCAUACAGAGAGCUGGACCGGAAGUGGAGCAGCCAGGACUCAAACCAGCAUCCACAUGGGCUGCCAGCACUGCAGGCUGCGGCUUUACCUGCUACGCCACAGUGUCAGCCCCCAAAAUCUAUUUUCUUGACCAGUCCUGGAGGUUGGAAGUCCAGGGUCAAGGUGUCAGCAGGGUUAGUUCUUCUGUACCCUUACUCCUUGGCCUGUAGAUGCCACCUCACUGUGUCCUCUUGUAUUAACCAUGUACAUGUGUAUGUCCCAGCCUCUAAGGAAUCUGGUCGUGUUGGCUUAGGGCCUACCCAAAUGACCUCAUUUUGCCUAAAUUACCUCUUUAAAGGCACUAUCCCCAAAUAUAGACCCAUUCUCAGGCACUGGGGGUCAGGAUAGCAACAUGCUAAUUUGGAGGGAGGGAACCACAAUAAGCUGUAAUACCCAGCAUGGUGGGGGGAGGGAGGGUGGAGGGGCGGGAGUUUCUGGGACACACCUGCUACCCAUUUGAACACUUAAUCAUGACAUUCCUAUGAGGUACGUAGUAUCAUUUGUGGCUGUUUUACAGCUGAGAACAUCAAGGCCCAAAGAGAUGAAGUGCAUUGCCCCAGGUCAUACAGUGAGUGGCAGAGCCAGAACUGGGCCACAGAGCUGCCUGAUCCCGUUUUUGAAAGGAAAAGUUACAGAGAUGGAGAAAGAGAGAGCUUUCAUCCCGCUGGUUCAUCCCCCAAAUGGCCAGGACUGGGCCAGGCUGAAGCCAGGAGCUUCAUCCAGGUCUCCUAUGUGCGGGCAGGGGCCCAUGGACUUGGGUCAUCUUCUAUUGCUUUCCCAGGCGCAUUAGCAGAGAGCUGGUUUGAAAGUGGAGCAGCCAGGACAUGCCAACAUUGCAGAUGUUAGCUUAACCGGUUACACCACAAUGCCAGUGCCCAACUUUUGAAACUAAGUUGCAUUUCUCAUCUAUGAUCUGCUUAGUGUAAUAGAACUUUUCUAGCUAACAAGGAGGGGCUAUGCCUGAAAUUUAAAUCAAACUUUUUACAACAGUAAGUAAAAAUUAUGCUCUUUCUCCUACAGAAAUACAGUAACUACCAUGUAUGGAUUUGAAAGGCAGAGAGGCAGAGGGGGAAGAGAUACAGAAAGAGUUCUUUCAUCAUCUAUUGGCUCACUCCCUAAAUGCCUACAGCAGCCUAGGCUAGACCAUGUGGCAGGAACUCAAUCCUUAAGUCUCCUGCGUGACUGGCAGGAAACUUGGGCCAUUAUCCCCUGCUUCCCAGGUGCAUCAACAGGAAGUGGAUCUUAAUUGCUGAGUGGCCAGGACUUGAAUCCUGUACUGUGGUAAUGGAUGUGGAUGUCCCAAGCAGCGGCUUAACCCUCUGCACCACAGUGCCCACCCCCGUAACUACCAGUUUCAUAAUGCGUAUUGGGAUUUCACAACUCCUGACUUACCGCAUAAUCAAAAUGUACCACG